AAUGAGACGAAAAGAGAAGAGAAGCGGAAGUUGUCCUCUUCCUUUGCAUCAUUCUUUAGAUCUCUGUCUAGGUUUUAUCCUUUACGUAGUAGUUUAGACUUGUUGCUGGGUGUUUUUCCAUGUGUUGUUCUUUCAUGAUUCGUUAGAUUUUCUCUUCUUUUGGGGUUUUUCCAUGUGAUUUGAGUGAGUUUUCCCCCCAAAUCUUCUCCUUGUUUCUAUCCGAUGUGAUUUGAGUGAGAAAAAUAAAGAGUGUUUUUUGCUUGAUUUAGCGCCCUCUAAACUUAUCUUCUAUGUGUUUGUUCAAGAAAGGACUGUCCUUUCUGUCAUUUUUGGGUAGAUCCGAGCUUGCUUCCAAGUUAAAUUGUGGUCAAGGGGAUCGGCAGUGAAAAGGUGGAAGCUUUGUUGCUUCGUUUAUAGUGUUUCCGCUAGUUAUGGUAGUGUUUAUCUCCAAAUCUCUUCGGUUUCUUGUUCUUCCGUAAUGGGGAAGGUGAAGUGAGGAAGGAUUGCGUUAGUUGAAGUCUUCAGCCAUGACUUACUUCCCGGAGGAGGUGGUGGAGCACAUAUUCGACUUCGUCGGGUCACACCGCGACCGGAACACGGUGUCGACGGUGUGCAAGGCGUGGUAUCAGGUGGAGCGGCUCAGCCGCCGGACUGUGUUUGUUGGCAACUGCUAUGCCAUCGGACCCGAGCGAGUGAUGGCGAGGUUCCCCGGGAUAAAUUCGCUGAGCGUCAAGGGGAAGCCCCAUUUCGCUGACUUCAACUUGGUUCCCUACGAUUGGGGCGGCUUCGCGCUCCCCUGGAUUGUAGCCGCGGCGCGUCUCUGUCCUGGUCUGGAGGAGCUGCGGCUGAAGAGAAUGGUGGUCACCGAUGAUGGCCUUGAGCUCCUUGCGCGCUCCUUUCCCAACUUCAAGUCACUUGUUCUCAUUAGCUGUGAAGGAUUUAGUACGGAUGGGCUUGCUGCGAUUGCCACAUAUUGCAGAGGUCUGAGGGAGUUGGAUUUACAGGAAAAUGAGGUGGAAGACCAUGGGUGCCAAUGGCUCAGCUUCUUCCCUGAUUCCUGUACUUCUCUGGUCUCCCUAAACUUUGGUUGCCUUAAAGGGGAGGUCAAUGGAGGUGCUCUGGAGAGGCUAGUUGCUAGGUGCCCAAAUCUCAGGAGCUUGAAGCUUAGCCCUGCAGUAUCUGUGGAGUCACUAAACAAGAUCCUUGCUCGGGCAUCUCACUUGGUCGACCUUGGAACUGGAUCUUUUGCAGUUGACCACCGAACCGAUGUUUAUCACACGCUCAUGAAUUCCUUCCCCAAAUUCAAGUCAUUGAGGAACUUGUCAGGGUUCUGGGAUGCUUCUCCUUGCUGCCUUAGAGCAGUCUAUCCUGUCUGCACAAGCUUGACUGUUCUUAACUUGAGCUACGCUCCUGCAAUUCAGGGUGAUGACCUUAUCAAGAUAAUUUGCCUUUGUUUUAAGCUUCAAAAGCUCUGGGUGUUGGAUAGCAUAGGGGAUAAAGGAUUAGCCGUUGUGGCCUCCACUUGUAAAGAGUUGCAAGAGUUGCGGGUAUUUCCGUGCGACAUCUAUGGUGCUGGAACUACUUCUGUGACUGAAGAAGGUUUGCUUGCUGUAUCUUCAGGAUGUCCUAAACUUAACUCAUUGCUUUACUUUUGCUACCAAAUGACAAAUGCUGCACUAAUAACCGUCGCAAAAAAUUGCCCACAUUUCACACGAUUCAGAUUAUGCAUCCUUGAUCCUGGAAAGCCAGACCCUGUCACUAAUCAGCCACUUGAUGAAGGUUUUGGUGCAAUCGUGCGUUCAUGUAAAAACAUCAGAAGGUUGUCGUUGUCAGGUCGUUUAACAGAUCAGGUUUUCUUGUACAUUGGCAUGUACGCAGAACGUCUCGAGAUGCUGUCAAUUGCAUUUGCUGGUGAUAGUGAUAAGGGGAUGAUUUACGUGCUCAAUGGAUGCAAAAAUCUCAGGAAACUUGAAAUAAGGGAUUGCCCGUUUGGCGAUAUUGCGCUCUUGAAAAAUGUGGCAAAAUAUGAAACAAUGCGAUCCCUUUGGAUGUCGUCCUGCGACGUCACCCUGGGAGGUUGCAAGGCUCUUGCGGCAAAGAUGCCAAGGCUGAACGUGGAGAUCAUAAAUGAAAAUGAAGAAACCUAUGAGUUUGAAGAAAAUCUUAGUGAUCGCCACAAGUUGGAGAAGAUUUAUGUUUAUCGAACUGUUGCUGGGCCGAGAAAUGAUGCACCAGAUUUUGUUUGGACAUUGUAGUAUCAGACACAACAGCCCUAUAUUUGUAAGUCCAUCUGAUGUUUUGUUUGUUUUAACAUUGAGAAAGUGUUACUUGUCAAUACUCUGUUUAGCUUGGUUGGCUUUGUAGAUUGAAGCCCGAGUUUGUGGAUUUGCUCUUAUGUAAUCUUUGUAGCUGUUUUCUCUCUUUAAUGGUAGAUGAAAAAGAUUAACAGUCA
Messenger RNA from Musa acuminata subsp. malaccensis (wild Malaysian banana), 2452 nucleotides. RefSeq names its product transport inhibitor response 1-like protein Os04g0395600. The record is from RefSeq and is a predicted model, not a curated record. Gene Ontology annotation, molecular function: protein binding. Gene Ontology annotation, biological process: SCF-dependent proteasomal ubiquitin-dependent protein catabolic process. Gene Ontology annotation, cellular component: SCF ubiquitin ligase complex. Lineage: Eukaryota; Viridiplantae; Streptophyta; Magnoliopsida; Zingiberales; Musaceae.